Messenger RNA from Rangifer tarandus platyrhynchus (Svalbard reindeer), 321 nucleotides. Lineage: Eukaryota; Metazoa; Chordata; Mammalia; Artiodactyla; Cervidae. The record is from the annotation of a GenBank genome assembly.
AUGCCGGCCCCGCAGCCCGUCGCCAGCACCGGAAACUCUGCUGCCUCCUCCCAUGUCCUCUUCCCACUCAGAGGGACUAGCGCAUUCCAGACCCCCGGCAGCCACAGGUACUGUGGUCUGUGCACCCUCAGAUUCAGUACCCCGUCCACCUUCAGCGCCCACGAGAAGUAUUGCUGGUUCUCACACGCCACGGAGCACGUGAAACGAGCUAGGCGCCACAGCAUGAAGUGGUGUCCCAUAUACACGGCCCACUUGUCUCUCCAGCUGCAGGGCUGGCUUGCUCAUAGGCUUGCAGAGAAGGGACAGACCCCUGACUGCUGA